Molecule: messenger RNA, 742 nt
Organism: Cataglyphis hispanica
Lineage: Eukaryota; Metazoa; Arthropoda; Insecta; Hymenoptera; Formicidae
Gene: Ufc1
Product: ubiquitin-fold modifier-conjugating enzyme 1
Exons: 5
Coding region: 53-559 (168 amino acids)
Biological process (GO): protein K69-linked ufmylation
Cellular component (GO): cytoplasm
Molecular function (GO): UFM1 conjugating enzyme activity
Source: RefSeq, a predicted model, not a curated record
AUAUGUAUGUAUCAGAUCAGUAUCAUCAUAUGUAAAAGCAUAAUUUGUCGAGAUGGUGGAUGAAUCAACGAAGAAAACUUUAAGUAACAUUCCGUUACUGCAAACAAAAGCCAGUCCUAGAGAUAAAGAUUUAUGGGUGCAAAGAUUGAAGGAAGAAUAUCAAGCUCUAAUUAAGUAUGUCAAAAAUAAUAAAGAAGCAGACAAUGAUUGGUUUCGACUGGAAUCAAACAAGGAAGGUACCAAGUGGUUUGGCAAAUGCUGGUAUAUUCAGAAUUUCUUAAAGUAUGAAUUCGAAAUAGAAUUUGAUAUUCCUGUUACGUAUCCCACAACGGCACCUGAAAUUGCUUUACCAGAAUUAGAUGGUAAAACAGCAAAGAUGUACAGGGGAGGUAAAAUUUGUCUCACUGAUCAUUUCAAGCCAUUGUGGGCUCGCAAUGUACCCAAGUUUGGCAUCGCUCAUGCAAUGGCUCUUGGAUUAGGACCAUGGUUGGCAGUUGAGAUUCCAGAGCUUAUAGAAAGAGGUGUUGUAGUUCAUAAAGAAAGUGAAAAGAAAUCAUGAACAUUAUAGAUAAAAAGUGGCAAAAUAACUAAAACGCGAUUAUUGGUCCUUAAGUGAUAUUUCCCCUGUUCCUCUCUCGAGAGGCUUUGGUUGAGAUGCAUCUGGUUUCCAUCCCAACAUAUAUAUUAUCUGAAACGUGGCAGGAACGAAUACAGUACCAUCUUCUUUGACUUUUCCAUACAG